This is a messenger RNA of Polyodon spathula (Mississippi paddlefish), 867 nucleotides long. It is a transcript of the gene mpc1, whose product is annotated as mitochondrial pyruvate carrier 1. Gene Ontology annotation, cellular component: mitochondrial inner membrane. Lineage: Eukaryota; Metazoa; Chordata; Actinopteri; Acipenseriformes; Polyodontidae. Gene Ontology annotation, biological process: pyruvate import into mitochondria. The transcript has 5 exons. Bases 113 to 445 code for a protein of 110 amino acids. The record is from RefSeq and is a predicted model, not a curated record.
UGUGUAAAUGUUGUAAUUUAUAAGGUUGUGGAAAGCUGUGACCCUGGAGCUGAUCGUCUUGUCUUGAUCGUUUGUUUAUAAUUUUGGUGAAGAAAAAUAACAAAUCGGAAUCAUGGCUGGAGUGUUGGCUCGCAAAGCUGUAGAUCACCUUAAAAGCAAGGAGUUUCGGGAUUAUUUAAUGAGCACACAUUUCUGGGGUCCUGUUGCUAACUGGGGACUUCCCAUUGCUGCCAUAAAUGAUAUGAAGAAAAGCCCAGAGAUCAUCAGUGGAAGAAUGACCUUUGCUUUGUGUUGUUACUCGCUUCUAUUUAUGAGGUUUGCCUAUAAAGUGCAGCCUAGGAAUUGGCUUCUUUUUGCCUGCCACAUAACUAAUGAAGCUUCGCAGCUCAUCCAGGGUGGAAGGCUUAUUAAAUACAGAUUGGAAAAGAAGGCAGCCUCUCAAUAAUAGGGAACCAGAAGACUUCAAGGAGCAGCCAGACCGAAUUUCCAUCACCCAAGGCAAAAAUAAAAUCAAGCCUUCUGAUUUUAAAAAUCAUCUCACACAGAGUGGCCAGCAUGAAUUAAAACACAGCCUUUCACUCACUUUAUUUCUGUUUUUUUAUUUAAUAGAAAAGUAGCAUUGAAGUUUUAAUAGGCUGAUGGCAUAGAAACAUAUUGUGAUGCUGAUUUGAAUUUAUUUUACCUGUACCUGGUUCUAUUGUGAGUUAAUCAUAGAAGCUGUUCAUCAUAUAUAUUUAAGAUACGCUAAUGGAACCGACCCAUUCUGUUAAUAGGUGAUAGAGUUGAUAGAGGUGAUUUCCAAGUGGCUAACUACUUUGUCAACAGGGUUUAUUGAAAUAUUUGAUCAAUUAAAUGGUUGAAGAUGAA